AUGCCGUGGCGCGAGGGCAUAUCAUGGAAUUGGAGAAUCUCCAUUUUGCUUUUCUGCACACUCGCGGUGGCGAUGGGACAGAUCCGCUAUUCUAUACCGGAGGAGAUGAGAAAAGGACUGUUCAUCGGAGACGUGGGGAAGGACCUCGGUUUGGAUGUCGGGAGGUUGAUUUCCGGCCGGGCUCGUCUCGUUAUCGACGGCAAUAACCAAUACGUGGCGCUGAAUCAGAACAAAGGGCAUCUCGUUAUCAACGAAAGGAUAGACAGAGAGAAGCUGUGCGCCGCCAAGUCGCCGUGCAGCUUCAGUCUAGAAAUCGUCCUUGAAAACCCGCUUGAAUUGUUUUCCGUCACUAUCGAAAUACAAGACAUAAACGAUCACGCCCCCGCGUUUUCCCAAAAGGAAAUUAAUUUGGAAAUGAGCGAACUGACGCCCGCGGGGACUGUGUUUCUUCUAGACGGCGCAGCAGAUCCCGACGUGGGGAAGAAUGCGCUGCAAAGCUACGCGCUGCAUCCAACAGACCAUUUUGUUCUUAAGCAGCAUAGUCGGUCUGAUGGAAGUAGAUACACCGAAAUGGUGCUGCAGUCCAUCUUGGAUCGCGAGAAACAGAGCGAGCACACGUUAAUAUUGACAGCGGUUGAUGGCGGAGACCCUCAAAGGUCUGGCACCGUCAAGAUACACAUUACGGUGCUAGAUGCGAACGACAACGCGCCCGUUUUCACCGAGUCAUUGUUUAAAGCCUCCGUCCCAGAGGAUGCAAUAAAGGGUACACUGGUUACCAAAGUAGUCGCAGUGGAUGCAGAUCAAGGGCAACAUGGCAAUAUUACGUAUUCCUUCACUCAUAUUGACGAGGGCUCGCCUCCUGUAUUCCACAUAGAUCCCCAUACAGGUGAGGUUAAAGUAAUAGGUGCUAUAGAUUACGAGACCGCGCCAAGUUACGAAAUAAACCUCCAAGCCAGGGAUAAUGGAGGCUUAACAGGUGCUAGUAAACUAAUUAUCGAGUUAUUAGACGUCAAUGACAACAGCCCGACCAUCAGUAUGACGUCUUUCUCGGGGAAGAUUUCGGAGGAUUCGCCGCCUGGAACGGUUGUGGCAUUAAUGAGUGUGCAUGACGCCGACUCGGGUAGAAACGGACACGUGCGUUUGGCCGUGGAUGAAAACCUGCCAUUCAAAAUCAAGACGUCUCUCCGAAAUUACUACACCUUGAUAACGGAUAAAACUCUUGACCGGGAAAAGGUUUCCAGAUAUGACGUCACUCUCACCGCCACAGACGACGGUUUGCCUGCUUUGUCGGUUUUGCAAACAGUUACGUUAGAUGUUACUGACGUUAAUGACAACGCACCAGCUUUCAGUCAAACAAUAUACAGUACUCGUGUUAAUGAGAAUAACUCCCCGGGUGUGUCUGUGCUGCACAUACAAGCCGCUGACCCGGAUAAUGGUCAAAAUGCACGUAUAUCAUAUUUUCUUAUAGAUAGUGAAGUCAACGGAAACGCGGUGUCUAUGUACUUCUCUAUUAAUGCCGAGAACGGAGUGAUUCACUCUGUUCGUUCACUUGACUAUGAGCAAGACAAAGAGUUUAAAAUAUUCGUCAAAGCUCAAGAUGGAGGCUCGCCGCCUCUUAGUAGUAGCGCGACGGUUAUCAUACACGUCCAGGACCAGAACGACAACGCCCCUCAGGUUCUGUACCCAGUCCAGACCAGCAGCUCUGUGGUGGCUGAAAUGGUGCCUCGUUCAGCAGAUGUGGGCUAUCUGGUGACUAAAGUGGUGGCUGUUGAUGUGGACUCUGGACAGAAUGCCUGGCUCUCCUAUAAGCUGCAGAAAGCCACAGACAGGGCGCUGUUUGAAGUGGGCUUACAGAAUGGGGAAAUAAGGACUAUCCGCCAAGUCACUGAUAAAGAUGCUGUGAAACAAAGGCUGACUGUUGUAGUGGAGGACAACGGGCAGCCCUCUCGUUCAGCUACAGUCAAUGUUAACGUGGCGGUGGCGGACAGCUUCCCUGAAGUGCUCUCGGAGUUCACUGACUUUACGCACGACAAGGAGUACAAUGACAACCUGACUUUUUACUUAGUCUUGGCUUUGGCUGUAGUGUCCUUUCUCUUCAUCACCUGCUUAGUGGUCAUCAUAUCAGUGAAGAUAUACAGAUGGAGACAGUCUCGCAUCCUCUAUCAUUCCAGUCUGCCGGUGAUUCCCUAUUAUCCACCACGUUACUCAGACACUUUGGGGACAGGGACUCUCCAACACGUGUACAAUUACGAGGUGUGCAGGACGACUGACUCCAGAAAGAGUGACUGUAAGUUCGGCAGAGCCGGUAGUCAGAACGUGCUGAUAAUGGACCCCAGUUGUACAGGGACGAUGCAGCGGAUCCAGAAUGAAAAGAACAUCCUGGAUGAACCAGACUCUCCUGUAGAGGUGAGUCACAUAAUCAGUUUGCUCUGCUCUCUUCAGCACCACGGAGAGCGGCAUCGUUAUUUGCACCAAAUGACUCAAAGCCCAAUCGACCUUUCCCUUUCACUUUAA
Lampris incognitus (smalleye Pacific opah) is the source of this 2514-nucleotide messenger RNA. RefSeq names its product protocadherin beta-16-like. The record is from RefSeq and is a predicted model, not a curated record. Gene Ontology annotation, molecular function: calcium ion binding. Gene Ontology annotation, biological process: homophilic cell-cell adhesion. The coding region runs from base 1 to 2514 and encodes 837 amino acids. NCBI's taxonomy places the organism in Eukaryota, Metazoa, Chordata, Actinopteri, Lampriformes, Lampridae. Gene Ontology annotation, cellular component: plasma membrane. The transcript has 2 exons.